Sphenostylis stenocarpa is the source of this 1008-nucleotide messenger RNA. NCBI's taxonomy places the organism in Eukaryota, Viridiplantae, Streptophyta, Magnoliopsida, Fabales, Fabaceae. The record is from the annotation of a GenBank genome assembly.
AUGGCACACUCCACUUCUCUCUUCUCUUUCUCUCUUUCUUCUUCUUCUCCUCUUCAUUCAUCUUCUCCACUAUGUCUUUCAAAACCCCUCUCCCCUUCCUUCAUUUCUACACUCCACAAUUCAACCUCUCGCGCCAAUUUCGCUGUUCGCUCCUCCUACUCCGAAAUGGGCUCUUCCCCUGAGCCAAUCAAAUUCAGGAAGCCCGAGAUUCCGUCCAGAGCUCACUUGGAACUUUCAAUGAAUGAAAAUAACACGCCAUCGUAUAAAUGGCGAAGGGUUUUGCUCAAAGUCAGCGGAGAAGCACUUGCAGGAGACCACACUCAGAACAUUGACCCAAAGAUAACCAUGGCCAUUGCAAGGGAAGUGGCAGCAGUGACUCGGCUUGGCAUUGAGGUUGCACUAGUAGUUGGUGGGGGUAACAUCUUCCGUGGAUCCUCCUGGGCCGGAAGUAGUGGACUAGACCGCUCAUCUGCUGAUUAUAUUGGGAUGUUGGCCACUGUCAUGAAUGCUAUAUUUCUUCAAGCAACAAUGGAGAGUAUUGGCAUUCCUACCCGGGUGCAGACUGCAUUUCGAAUGUCUGAGGUUGCAGAACCAUAUAUACGCAGAAGGGCUGUGCGGCAUUUGGAAAAAGGAAGGGUUGUUAUUUUUGCUGCUGGAACUGGAAAUCCAUUCUUUACCACGGACACUGCUGCAGCACUCCGAUGUGCAGAGAUUAAUGCAGAGGUUGUACUAAAAGCGACAAACGUUGAUGGAGUCUAUGACGACGACCCAAAGCGUAAUCCACAAGCACGUCUUCAUGACACACUAACGUAUCAGGAGGUAACUUCAAAAGAUCUGUCAGUGAUGGACAUGACUGCCAUAACUUUAUGCCAGGAGAAUAAUAUUCCAGUUGUUGUUUUCAAUCUAAACAAACCUGGCAACAUAGAGAAAGCUAUUAAAGGGGAAAGAGUUGGCACUUUGAUUGGGGCACACUGGAGUUCUACCGUAUACGAACAUGAAAAUAUUUGA